AUGCCGUCCCCAAUGCCAACCACGCCGCCCAGGCCUCGUGUGAAUCCACGGCCCGCUGGCAGCGGCAGGUACAGCAGACAGACUUUACAUAUCACCGUCGGCCGAUCAAAAGAACCUUUUCACGUUCAUUACUCUCAUCUAGAACGGACCGCGUUUUUCGAAAUUCACGGUACCCCCGCCGCGGCGCGAUCCCGGGCUCCAUCUGUUUCUGGUGAUCGAAAUCCAACAGUCAGUCCAGAUCCCGUGAAGCAAGAGGAGGAUGUGGAUGCUCCAGGAAGUGACGCAGAUUCAAAUGCGAACAUGUUAGUGGAAGAGUCACCAUCUACCCCAGUCUAUCAUCUUGAUGGACGUUGCCAUGACCCUGCUUCAUUUGAAGUGAUUGUGAACUGGCUUUACAACAUAUCACCCAAGAAACCUGUUACGAGAAAUCAGUGCAGAACCCUCCUCAAAGCCUACGUCCUUGCGCUCACGUACAAGAUCACCCUGCUUCAAGAUGCGCUCAUCGACUGCUUCAGACAAUAUCAUCAGGACUACAACAUUGUCUUUGAAGAUUUAAUUUGGCUGGUCAAUAGGCUUGAAGAGACCCGAGAGGUAUUGACCGUCCCGAUGGUGAGAUACCUUGUUGACCAAAUUGCAUGGGAAAUAUCUCAGCAAGGGUACGCGACCUUCACGAGCCACAACAUCUUCUUCGAAACCUUCCUCAUAGAAGGAAAUCGCCCGAUUCGCAAGACGAUAUUCGAAGCAGUUGCAGAUCUCUUGAGACCAACACGACCAGGGGACCCAGCAAUCGGUCCAAGCCGGUACAGAGUGCAGGAUUGGGAAGCUCCACAGCAGACAUUGCAGCGGCAAAUCAUUGAACUUGAUGAUUAA
Molecule: messenger RNA, 870 nt
Organism: Rhinocladiella mackenziei CBS 650.93
Lineage: Eukaryota; Fungi; Ascomycota; Eurotiomycetes; Chaetothyriales; Herpotrichiellaceae
Exons: 1
Coding region: 1-870 (289 amino acids)
Source: RefSeq, a predicted model, not a curated record